GGUGUAAAUGUAAAUGUAUGUCAAUGUAUGUCAGUCAUCAAACAUUAAUGUGGGUUCAAUUUGACACAAAAGAAGGGAGAACCAAUAGUAUUUUCUUUUUAAAUCAGCCAAGGAAGAGAAUUUGGGAUAUGCACCCCUUUGUAUUUAAUCUGUGUGUUGUAAGUUCCAGAUGCAGGAUGGAUUAUGGAUCAGAGAUUAACCUGGAGUAUGUCGAGCUAGGGGGUAUAGUUGGAGUAUUCGUUAAACUAGACGCAGCUCUUAUAGACGAGCAUUCUUUAGAAAAUUUACUCCACUCUACUCAACAUCAGAUCCGUCUGAUUGUCCGUGCCUGCAGGGAGGGUAGUACCCUGCAUAGAGAAGCGUAUACUAAAGCAAAUGAAAGGAGCAGGAAGAACAAGCUCUGCCACUGUAGAUAUUGUGAUGACGUUUUCUAUUGCAGAGCUGAUCUUGCUAAUCAUCAGAACCGUAUACAUCCAACCCUGCCAAUCAGAUCUGGGAAGAGAGCUAGGAAACCUUGUCCAACCUGCGGCAGAAUGGUUCUGAACCUUGCACUUCAUAUCAGGACUAAGCACACAACAGAUCCAGUCAACUAUACCUCGGGCAUUGCUCAGUGCAGACAAUGUGAUGAAACCUAUUCCGUGAACACUGAUCAUGCUUCUGUGUGCAGACUAUCCCCGACAUGUCCUGAUUGCAAGAAAACGUUCUCUCAAUGGAGGGUGAUGAAUAAACACAGAAAGAUUGUUCAUCAGGGUGAAAAAAUUUCAUGUCAAACCUGCAACAAAACCUACCAUGACACCCAGAGCUUGAAGAAGCACAUGGAGGCGGUCCAUCUCAAGAUUAAGAGGGUGUGUCCACUAUGUGCGGCAACUGUUACAACCCUUGCAGGGCAUAUGAAUGCUGUACAUGCAGAUAAUCGGAAUUUUCCGUGUGUAAGCUGUGAUAAGAAGUUUAAAAGUAACUAUGACCUGGCGAGACACCGAGACAGUGUACAUCUAGGACAGAAGCCAGCCUGUCCUAUCUGCGGCAAACAUCUAGCAAACCUAAACCAGCAUAUCAGGGUUGUACAUAAGUAAGUACAGUACACAAACAUUUAA
Molecule: messenger RNA, 1094 nt
Organism: Eurytemora carolleeae
Lineage: Eukaryota; Metazoa; Arthropoda; Copepoda; Calanoida; Temoridae
Product: zinc finger protein 271-like
Exons: 10
Coding region: 18-1073 (351 amino acids)
Biological process (GO): regulation of DNA-templated transcription
Molecular function (GO): DNA-binding transcription factor activity, RNA polymerase II-specific; RNA polymerase II cis-regulatory region sequence-specific DNA binding
Source: RefSeq, a predicted model, not a curated record